Didymodactylos carnosus is the source of this 609-nucleotide messenger RNA. Lineage: Eukaryota; Metazoa; Rotifera; Eurotatoria; Philodinida; Philodinidae. The record is from the annotation of a GenBank genome assembly.
AUGAGUAAAAUUUUAGCCUUGGAUUUGGGUGAUCAAUGGGUAGGGGUAGCAAUAACAGAUGCAAGCAGAUUUUUUGCACGGCCCUUUGAAACAGUCACCUUAGUUGAAUUGGAACCUUAUCUAUUUAUUCUAUGGGAUGAACGAUUAAGUAGUAAACGUGCCGAAACGCGACAAAAUUUAAUUGAGCUGUAUACCUUAGAUAGUAUCAAAGUAAGUAAAUGCUUAUUGAUUACUAUUGAAACCAUAUUUAAAAAGUUUGAUAUAUCUUUAAAAGAUUUAUCAUUUUUAGGAGCACAUAUAGGGCCAGCACCUUAUACUACCUUGCGCGUAGUCUUAGCUACGCUUAAUGGUAUAAAUUUUGCUGCCGGAACUCCGUUGAUUGGAGUAAACGGUCUCACUGCUUUUCUCAAAUAUUUAGAUAAUACCCAGACCAAUAUUGUUUUAUUAAAUGCUUUUGGAAAUGAUCUUUAUUAUGGCAUUUCGUCUGUUAAGAAUCCAUCGUAUACUUUAGGUUCUGAAAAUGUUGAUAAACUGUUACAUAACAUAGCGCAAGAUAUUUCAGGUGAUAUUAAUUUUUGGGGAAAUGGUUCUAUUUUGUAUAAAAAAUAA